Paracoccidioides brasiliensis Pb18 is the source of this 750-nucleotide messenger RNA. RefSeq lists its product as uncharacterized. The coding region runs from base 1 to 750 and encodes 249 amino acids. The transcript has a single exon. The record is from RefSeq and is a predicted model, not a curated record.
AUGUUUAAGUUAUUUGAUGAAAGACACCCAUACACCUACAACCUGGCUCAACAGACCGCAUUUAAAAAUGAAGAUUCUCAACAUACAAGACGACAUGACAAUAUGGCUGGAAUACCAACUAUAGAACUAUACUCACCAGAAGAAUACCGACCGCAUUGCUACGCAACCGUCUCCCCAUACCCCUGCAGAGCACCACUUGAUCCUCCCAUUUCUAUCUUCACCGAUCCAGCUGAGAAAAGGAUCAAGAAAUCUAAGUCAGAGAGCCGCAUACGGAAGAGCUUCUGGUCGAAGUUGAAGAAGAGCAAAAGUGAAAAUCAGCGUCCCCAUUCAGAAAUGCUGUCAGCGUACUCCAGAUCAGAUUUUCAACAGGGAGAGGCGAGCGUGAAACUUACCUGGUCCGACGAGCAUAAUAUGUGGACGUUUCCCAGUGCCCGCGCCAGCACCAGCCCCAGGCCUAGCAGCGAGCGAUACUCCUCUCCUCAAAAGGAGGGGUGGUCAGCUAGGGAUGUUGAAUAUCAAAAAAAAUACACGCUCCCUGCUUCCCAGGCCACGAAGGAAAGUGACAAACUUCUCUUUGCACAGAUACCUGGUCAUUAUCCUCUCAGCCUCUACGACUCUGUCAAUAAUAACGACUCUCUCCCAACCUACACAUGUGGUAGGAACUUCGGUGAUGUGGCUACCCGAACAGGAACUGAGAGCCAGUGGACUCUCGUGGCGAAGAGGGUCUGUGGAUCAGCUUCAGUGCGCUGA